Bicyclus anynana (squinting bush brown) is the source of this 5957-nucleotide messenger RNA. RefSeq names its product heat shock 70 kDa protein cognate 5. Gene Ontology annotation, biological process: cellular response to unfolded protein; protein refolding. Gene Ontology annotation, cellular component: cytoplasm; mitochondrion. Bases 98 to 2173 code for a protein of 691 amino acids. The record is from RefSeq and is a predicted model, not a curated record. The transcript has 14 exons. Lineage: Eukaryota; Metazoa; Arthropoda; Insecta; Lepidoptera; Nymphalidae. Gene Ontology annotation, molecular function: ATP-dependent protein folding chaperone; ATP binding; misfolded protein binding.
AAUUGUUCUUUCAAGCAGUUGCGUCAUCCACAUGGUUUUGUCUCAAGUGAAAUAAAUCGGAAUUAUUUUAUAAGUUGGUGAAAAUAUCAAUCUAAUUAUGCUAACGGCUACGCGGGUGAUAAGCCGAAAGGCUUUGGAGUGUUCCGGCUUCACGUCCGAAAUAUACACACACAGGAAUUUCUCUACAGUUCUCAAAAAUAGCGCGGCACCAACAGUUCCUAUCUACCAAAGGCAUGGCGUGCAAUACAGAAAUAAGUCAGAGGGAGUGCGCGGCGCAGUCAUUGGUAUUGACUUGGGGACAACCAAUUCCUGUGUUGCGGUUAUGGAAGGAAAAUCUCCCAAGGUGGUGGAGAACAGUGAAGGCUCCCGCACCACCCCCUCCCACGUGGCGUUCACCAAGGAGGGGGAGCGUCUGGUGGGCAUGCCGGCCAAGAGGCAGGCAGUCACCAACAGUGGCAACACCUUCUACGCGACGAAACGCCUCAUAGGGCGCCGCUUUGACGACCCCGAAGUUCAGAAGGAUAUGAAGAAUCUGUCAUACAAGGUUGUGAGAGCGUCGAACGGUGAUGCUUGGGUGCAAGGUUCGGAUGGCAAAGUGUACUCGCCCAGCCAGAUCGGUGCCUUCGUGCUGAUGAAGAUGAGGGAGACUGCCGAGGCGUACCUCAACACCAGCGUCAAGAACGCCGUGGUGACCGUGCCCGCGUACUUCAACGACUCGCAACGACAGGCCACCAAGGAUGCUGGUCAAAUCGCCGGGCUCAACGUGCUGCGAGUGAUCAACGAGCCGACGGCGGCGGCGCUCGCCUACGGCAUGGACAAGACCGAUGACAAGAUUAUUGCUGUGUACGAUCUGGGCGGCGGCACCUUCGACAUAUCCGUGCUGGAGAUACAGAAGGGCGUGUUCGAGGUGAAGUCCACCAACGGAGACACGCUGCUGGGAGGGGAGGACUUCGACAACGUCAUCGUCAACUUCCUGGUGGACGAGUUCAAGAGGGACCAAGGUCUGGACAUCCGCAAGGACGCGAUGGCGAUGCAGCGGCUGAAGGAGGCGGCGGAGAAGGCCAAGAUCGAGCUGUCGGGCUCGCUGCAGACGGACAUCAACCUGCCCUACCUCACCAUGGACGCCUCGGGGCCCAAGCACAUGAACUUGAAGAUGACUCGUUCGAAACUGGAGUCGCUGGUGGGAGACCUGAUCAAGCGCACGGUGGGCCCGUGCCAGCGCGCGCUGCAGGACGCCGAGGUGUCGCGCACCGACAUCGGCGAGGUGCUGCUGGUCGGCGGCAUGACCAGGAUGCCCAAGGUCCAGCAAACAGUGCAAGAGAUAUUCGGUCGUGCGCCCUCGCGCGCAGUCAACCCUGACGAGGCGGUGGCGGUGGGCGCGGCCGUGCAGGGCGGCGUGUUAGCUGGCGACGUGACCGACAUCCUGCUGCUGGACGUGACGCCGCUGUCGCUGGGCAUCGAGACCCUGGGCGGCGUGUUCACCAAGCUCAUCACGAGGAACACCACCAUACCCACGAAGAAGAGCCAGGUGUUCUCCACCGCGGCGGACGGUCAAACCCAAGUCGAGAUCAAAGUCCACCAGGGCGAGCGCGAGAUGGCGACGGACAACAAACUGCUCGGCCAGUUCUCUCUCAUCGGCAUACCGCCCGCGCCGCGCGGCGUGCCGCAGAUCGAGGUCACCUUCGACAUCGACGCCAACGGCAUCGUACACGUGUCUGCCAGGGACAAGGGCACUGGCAAGGAGCAACAGAUCGUGAUCCAGUCGUCGGGCGGGCUGUCCAAGGACGAGAUCGAGAACAUGGUGAAGGCGGCCGAGCAGUUCGCGGCGGCGGACAAGGGGCGGCGCGAGCGGGUGGAGGCGGCCAACCAGGCGGAGGGCGUGCUGCACGACACCGAGACCAAGAUGGACGAGUACAAGGCGCAGCUGCCGCAGGACGAGUGUGACAAGCUGCGCGUGGAGAUGGGCAAGCUGCGCGAGCUGCUGGCGCAGAAGGACAGCGCCGAGCCGGAGGCGAUCCGCAGCGCCACCGGCCAGCUGCAGCAGGCCAGCCUCAAGCUGUUCGAGCAAGCCUACAAGAAGAUGGCAGCAGAACGCGAGGGACAGUCUCAAUCUCAAUCCCAGACGCAAGGAGAACAACAACAAGAGGAGAAGAAAGAAGAGAAGAAGAACUAAAUCCCCCCAAAAACUUCUAACCCCCCUUAAAAUAGGGGGCCAACUGUACAUAUUAAACUAGACCAAAUAACAAAAUGAUAUAAACAAAGGAUUUCUGUUUGAACCUCUGUAAUAAUUUUCUUUUAGUAAGUUUUUUAUUUAAGUUUAGCAAAAGAUUCUGGUUUUUAUGACCUGAUUGGGAAAAUUGUAUUUUCUACACUAGGUCGGGUUUGGUUACUAUAUUAAAUGUGGGUGGAUAAAGUAUUGUAGAACGAUUUAAUGAAAUGCCGAAUAUAAUUAUUAAACGUAUAUACGAAGAGAAAUGUAGCCGACACCGGUAAACGGGCAACAUUUUUAGCAAUUUCUAGAUGCAAUUGUCUUAGCUUAGCGUGGAUACAAACAUUGCUGCAAUAGUCGCUGUGACGUUUUUGGCAAUUUCUAGAUGCAAUUGUCUAUAAGUCAUAUUUCAUCCAACCAACUUAGCGUACAUACAAACAUUGCUGCAAUAGUCGCUGUGACAUUUUUGGCAAUUUCUAGAUGAAAUUGUCUAGAUGCCAUAUUUUAUCCAACCAACUUAGCGUACAUACAAACAUUGCUGCAAUUGUCGCUGUGACAUUUUUGGCAAUUUCUAGAUGAAAUUGUCUAGAUGCCAUAUUUUAGUAAACUAACUUAGGGUACAUACAAACAUUGCUGCAAUAGUCGCUGUGACAUUUUUGGCAAUUUCUAGAUGAAAUUGUCUAGAUGCCAUAUUUCAGUCAACCAACUUAGCGUACAUACAAACGUUGCUCCAAUAGUCGCUGUGACAUUUUUGGCAAUUUAUAGAUGAAAUUGUCUAGAUGCCAUAUUUCAGUCAACCAACUUAGCGUACAUACAAACGUUGCUCCAAUAGUCGCUGUGACAUUUUUGGAAAUUUCUAUAUGCAAUUGUCUAGAUGCCAUAUUUUAGUCAACCAACUUAGCGUACAUACAAACAUUGCUGCAAUAGUCGCUGUGACAUUUUUGGAAAUUUCUAGAUGAAAUUGUCUAGAUGCCAUAUUUCAGUCAACCAACUUAGCGUACAUACAAACGUUGCUCCAAUAGUCGCUGUGACAUUUUUGGCAAUUUAUAGAUGAAAUUGUCUAGAUGCCAUAUUUCAGUCAACCAACUUAGCGUACAUACAAACGUUGCUCCAAUAGUCGCUGUGACAUUUUUGGCAAUUUCUAGAUGCAAUUGUCUAGAUGCCAUAUUUCAGUCAACCAACUUAGCGUACAUACAAACAUUGCUGCAAUUGUCACUGUGAAAUUUUUGGCAAUUUCUAGAUGCAAUUGUCAAGAAGUCAUAUUUCAGUCAACUAACUUACAAACAUUGCUGCAAUUGUCACUGAAAUUUCCAUAACGUCAAAGAUGAAAUAUUGCGUAGUAACUUUGGGACACUCUUUGCAAUUAUUAUUAUUGUUUGAAGAGUUGUCCAUAUUGUAGUUUUUGAAUAAAUACUUGCGGUUAUGGCGUAUCUAAAUAUAAAAUAUUGUUAAACGCCCAUUCUUCAUUAUUUACUUCUUAAAAAAUCACAUUUAUUUCGAUUUUGACAUGUAAAAAGGGUUUAUCAAUGAACACUUGCGGCUAUGGUUGUAAUGGUGUAUCUAAAUAUUACAAAGUCUUCAUAAACGCGCAUCUUUGUCAAUUACUUUAAAAAAAAAUACAUUUUGUUCGAUUUCGAUGUGUAAAAAGGGUUGUUAUUUGUAAAACAGUCCUAAAAAUACUGUAUCAGUUAUAGUAAGCAAUUGUUAUUGCAACAAUAAUUGUAUAUAGCUUGGCAACUUCGUUCGUAACACUCCUGACGGUCUGCGCGGGCCGGGGGGCGUGUAGCGAUAAAUGCUGAUGCACGCACGCACGAUUUUACAGUCUUCCCCCCGUCGCCCGCAUAUCAUGGGAGUGUCAUUAACGAACUUGCCAGAGUUUUUGGGCGUAUUGCUGUGGUAUACAUUACGGCAAUAUAUCCAGCAAUUUUAUAGCCCGUUUGCGGCCGGUCGGACUUAUUUUCGAAAACAUUUUAGGUUGCAUAGAUAAAAUGUAGUGAUAUCAUUUUAUAGCUUUAGUAAACUGCGUACAUUGUAGAUUAUAGUUAGGUAAGUGAUAGGUGAAAUUCAUUGUAGUUAUGUUUUUUUUUUUAAUUGAAAAAUGUACAGGACUCUUAAUAUUUGUACGUAUUAAAAAUUAAUGUUUACUUUUGCUAUAUUUGAUGUUUUUAGGGUACCGUCGUAAAUAUAAAUACACUGUGAAGUUUCCUUCGUCUUAUACUGAAAUCCUAUUUAAUGUACCCAAUGUAUCAUCAUCCAUUAGUGUCAUUAUAAAAAAAAACUAACUUUAAAAAAUCGAUUAUAUUGAAACAUCCUGUAUUUACAAAUACAGGAUGUUUAUAUACGGCUCAUCGGUCCCUUUGGGGUCAUUGACUUUGGCCUAAACUAGAUCGAAAGUCAAAGAGGAUGUUUUUUCGCUAGUGUGUGAGGUCAUUAUUAACCGACUUCAAAAAAAAGGAGGAGGUUUCUCAAUUCGACAGUAUAUAUUGUUAAGGAGUUUCUUGUAUUGGACUAAUAACUGGGCGGCUUGCAGACGGUGUAUUUUGUAAGACAUAUUGUGCAGUUAUAAAACACAUGCAGUUGAUGUGAUGUGUGUGCAGUCUUAAUAACUUUAUAAUUGGACUAUUGGCCUACUGCUAGCAGUUUUAACGAACAAUCUGAGUUGGACUAUUGGUCAUUAUUGGUCAUAUAUAUGAAACAUUUAUAUGACAAAUAUUCUUUUAAACAAAUAAAUAAUAGACCUGUACAUUUUUCAUUACAACAAAACUGUUAUAUAUAUUUGUUAUUAGUGUUUAAAGGACUGGUAUUCCUUAAGUUUGAAAAAUUACAAUUUCGUGUAAUAUAUUGUAAUAGUUAUUAAUGAUUAUUAUAUUUUUAAUUGAAAAUGUGUGUGUGUAUGUGCGUUGGAUUUUGUGGAGGUAUUUUUGGGGUGGAAUGGAGAAGCUUUAUUUGUGCAUUUAAGUAGAUUUUGUUUGGACUGUAGACGUAAUGCUAUUUCAAAUUAACUUAAAAUUGUAUUUUAAGGCAUUUUCGACUGUUUCUUUAUGUAAAUGCUGAUAUACCUUGAUAACCAGAAUUUUAAAAUAACCUCUUGACUCCUAAAUGGACGACCGGUCGCCCAUCGUAUCCGUUACGUGACAUGUAAAAAAAUAUAAAGUAAACUAAGGGCAAUAUGCGAGCACAGUAUCAUGCUCCGCGCGAUAAAGGAAUAUAAAGAUUUUUUUAAAUGGCUCACAACGGUAGAUAAAAACCGCAUUUCGUGACUGUCUGCUUCUUCAACGCAGACGGGCUUUUCGAUAGAAUACUCGCGGGCAGCGAAUGGUUAAGAUUGAGUUUACAACGAUUCAGUUUACGAUUACAAUUACGAUUCAGUUUACAAUAGUUGCGUUUUAAUUUACUAUUGCGAUUCAGUUUACAAUUACAAUCCAAGUUACAGUUACGAUUCAAUUUAAAACUACUUAUAGUUUAAAUUAUGAACCUGUUUAUAGUUGUUGCGUUUCAAUUUACAGUUGCAAUUCAAUUUACAAUUACUAUUCAGUUUAAAACUACUUUUAGUUUACAAUUAUGAAUUUGUUUACAAUUGUUGCGUUUUAAUUAUUGGGAUUUAGCAAUUACAUUUCAAUUUACAUUACGUCUAUAGUCCAGUGGAUAUUUUCAUGAAUACAUCUACAAAAUCCUACCAAUAUUUGACCGUGGCUUGUUAUUUUUUUUUGUUUUUGAAUAUGUUGUUUUAUAAUGCAUACGUUUUGAU